UGGGUGUUGGUAGGGGUGGCUGCGCCUCGUGCGCGCGCUAGAGUGCGAGAGCGCGCAGUGUCCCGGUCGUCCCGGUGUGCGGAGUUGUGGAGGAUGGAGGUCAGACCCGAGCGAUUUAAAGCGGCAGCGGCGAAGACGCUCGGAAGGAUAAACCGGGUUUUAGAAAAGCGUCAGGAGAAUGGAGAGACGAUCGAGUUGUCUGCAGAAGGUCGUCCACAGCUUCAGGAGGAGAAAGAUCUUCCUGUGGUGGACUGCACGUGUUUUGGGCUUCCACGACGAUACAUCAUCGCCAUACUGUCAGGCCUCGGGUUUUGCAUCUCAUUUGGUAUCAGGUGUAAUCUGGGAGUGGCCAUAGUCAGCAUGGUUAACAAUCAUACCGUCUAUAAAGACGGCAAGCCAUAUGUUGCGAAAGCUCUGUUCACGUGGGAUCCAGAAACCGUCGGGAUGAUUCACGGAUCAUUUUUUUGGGGCUACAUUGUCACUCAGAUUCCUGGAGGUUUCAUCUGCCAGAAAUUUCCAGCUAACAGGGUGUUUGGUUUUGCCAUUGUAGCCACGUCUGUCCUAAAUAUGAUGAUUCCUGCAGCGGCCCGGUUGCAUUUUGGCUGUGUGAUUAUAGUGAGAAUACUGCAGGGGCUGGUGGAGGGUGUUUCUUACCCAGCAUGCCAUGGGAUCUGGGCAAAAUGGGCUCCACCUCUAGAAAGAAGCCGAUUGGCCACAACAGCGUUCUGUGGAUCAUACGCAGGUGCCGUCAUCGCGAUGCCUUUAGCUGGUGUGCUUGUACAGUAUUCAGGCUGGUCAUCAGUCUUCUAUGUAUAUGGUAGUUUUGGGAUCUGCUGGUACAUGUUUUGGAUUCUGGUGUCGUAUGAGAGUCCUGCAGCUCACCCCACCAUCACCCCAGAGGAGAGGAAAUAUAUUGAAGAUGCCAUCGGUGAAUCAGCGACACUCUUGAAUCCACUGACGAAAUUUAAAGCUCCCUGGCGUAAGUUCUUCACAUCAAUGCCCGUGUACGCCAUCAUCGUGGCAAAUUUCUGUAGGAGCUGGACCUUCUACCUGCUGCUCAUCAGUCAACCGGCGUAUUUUGAAGAGGUCUUUAAAUUUGAGAUUAGUAAGGUUGGUUUUCUCUCUGCUCUUCCUCAUCUGGUGAUGACUAUUGUCGUGCCAAUUGGAGGACAGCUAGCCGACUACCUGAGGAGUCACAAAAUAAUGACGACCACCAAUGUCAGGAAGCUCAUGAACUGUGGUGGGUUUGGGUUAGAAGCCACAUUUCUUCUGGUAGUGGGUUUCUCUCACACUAAGGGUAUCGCCAUUUCAUUCCUCGUCCUGGCUGUUGGGUUUAGUGGCUUUGCCAUCUCCGGGUUCAAUGUAAAUCAUUUGGAUAUUGCUCCACGAUAUGCCAGCAUUCUGAUGGGCAUCUCUAAUGGCGUUGGCACUCUAUCUGGUAUGGUGUGCCCUCUGAUUGUUGGGGCCAUGACAAAAAACAAGACCCGUGAGGAAUGGCAGUAUGUGUUUCUCAUUGCUUCACUUGUUCAUUAUGGUGGAGUUAUCUUCUACGGUAUUUUUGCAUCAGGAGAAAAGCAGCCAUGGGCAGAACCAGAAAACAUGAGCGAGGAAAAAUGUGGAAUAUUAGGAGAAGAUGAACUUGCGAAUGAAACGGAGGAGCUGUAUCGCACAGGGGGUGGCGGCUAUGGAGCAACACUCCAAUCAGGUGAUCCCAAUGGGGCGGGGACUGUAGUGGGCGGAGCUGCAGGAAGCUGGGUCACAGACUGGGAUAAAACGGAAGAAUACAUCCAACCUGUCGGCACAAAUACCUAUCGAGUAAAAGAUCAAUGAUUUUAAGGGAUUUUGGGCUUUGAGGAUUUUUGGGAUAUACCUGGACGGAUUGGGUGGAAAAUUUACCAAAUAUUUCUCCCAGACAGAAACUGAGCCCAAAAAACACCCCAUGAUUUACAUCACACCUUAUUGUAAUAUUACAGCAAUAGAUUCAGCACAAUGUAAGUGUUUGUAUGCACGUUUGGAUGUGUCAGUGUUGGGUGAAUGUGUUAUUUAACAAUGGUUCAAAAGCCCAAUACUGAUUAUACUACACCAGUGUAAGUUUAGACACCUAUUCAUCCAUUACUUUUACUCAUUUUAUUAAUAAUAGCAAAAUAAUCCAAAGAAAAAAUAACACAAAUUAAAAUUAUAUAGAGUAUUAUAUAGUCACCAAAUCAAAAUAAAUGAAUAGUCUCUUAUAUAUGAGCUUCUUCAGAGGUUGCCAUCCAUUGUCAAUAUCACAUUGUGGUGAUUCUUUCAUUGAAGUUCAUGCGGUGCAUUAUGGGAUGUUUUUAAAGACUAUUGAAGAAGUUUUUGUGCAUACUACACACUUUAUGCUUUUCUUUCAUGCACAAAUUAUAAUUGUCGACAAAACAAAUUUCAUUCAUCAAAUCAGGUGUUUUAACUUUUUGACUGGUUGUAAAGUUUGCUGUUUAACCUGAUAAGUAGAGAUUAAUAUUCUUCUUCUAAAUAAAUGUUAUGACUGCCAUUCUCACUAAAUUAUGACAAUCUCAAGCUCUGUUGAGGUUCACACAUUAACAUGUACAACAACAAUAUCAUUUAGAAAAUUUAUCUUUUGUGCAAAUACUGGGUGUUGUGGUGUGUCGUAUUGGUCCCAUUUUAAUCAAAUUUAAACAAAUCACAAUCAAUAAUUCAACCGAAGGCUAGAAAUAUAACCUAAAACUUUUUGGAUGAAUCUUUUGUUUUUGAUAGAUGGUACACUUACUGAUUUAAACUUUAAAAUGAUAUUUCAUGUGUUAUGUUGUAUUGUAUUUUUUAUUCAGCACUGUAAAAAUUCCUUGUUGCACUUACAUUUUUAAGUUUAAUCAACUUGAAUUUACAAUUGAUUUUUCUUGAUGUGAAAAGUUGCUAUAAAUUAUAAAAAUAAAGUUGAAAUAACCUCAACUUCAAUACUAAAUCCAGCUUUAUUCAACUCUUCACUAGUCAGGAAAGUUGAAAUGAAUUGUAAACUUUUUUAUAGUGUGGGAGCGUUCCAGUACAAAUAAAGCACUGUCAACAAAUAUUUAGGCUUAUUAAAAAGUGAAUUUACAUACAAGUCAACUGGUCAGUGUGCUCAUAUGGCGUAGUUUGUGUUUUUGUUAAGGUGUAUGUAGUAUUACAAAAUAUGAUGAUUUUUUUCUAUUUGUCUCUAAGUGUCAUUGCUCUACUUUUAAAACCAUGAUUU
Messenger RNA from Paramisgurnus dabryanus, 3214 nucleotides. It is a transcript of the gene slc17a7b, whose product is annotated as solute carrier family 17 member 7b. Gene Ontology annotation, biological process: regulation of synapse structure or activity; synaptic transmission, glutamatergic; neurotransmitter loading into synaptic vesicle. Gene Ontology annotation, cellular component: excitatory synapse; synaptic vesicle membrane. NCBI's taxonomy places the organism in Eukaryota, Metazoa, Chordata, Actinopteri, Cypriniformes, Cobitidae. Gene Ontology annotation, molecular function: L-glutamate transmembrane transporter activity; neurotransmitter transmembrane transporter activity. The record is from RefSeq and is a predicted model, not a curated record.